Acinonyx jubatus (cheetah) is the source of this 1029-nucleotide messenger RNA. RefSeq lists its product as uncharacterized. The coding region runs from base 1 to 729 and encodes 242 amino acids. NCBI's taxonomy places the organism in Eukaryota, Metazoa, Chordata, Mammalia, Carnivora, Felidae. The transcript has 3 exons. The record is from RefSeq and is a predicted model, not a curated record.
AUGGGGGAUGGGAUCACCUCCUCCGCGUAUGACCUAGCUUCCCCUUCCCUUCCGUCUUCUGCCAAAGUCGAACGAGUCCUCCCAAGCCCCAGGGACUUUCUUACCUCCAUCCUCCUCGAUUCUCGACAACCCUGGCAAGAAUGCUGCCCUCCUCCGGAGACCUGGGCUCGGGGGUCGGCCGGAGACUGCAAGGCUGCAGACCUUCUGUAUUCUGGCUCUUUCCUAGGAGCACACAGACUUGCAGCAACAGAAGCGGACCUCCUGGUUCUCGCCACACCGGGUCAGAGUAAGAGAGCUGUCAGCUGGACUGUUUGUGACCUUUCCUCGUGGACGCGGCCUCCCACCGGGGGCCAGUCGGUGGGCCUGCUGCCUUCGUCCCUCGGCCCGCCCGUGGGGACGCUCCUGGGAGCUGCAUGUGACAGGCGAGUCACGGAAGCCGGGGGGCCAGAGCUGGGACGCACGGGGUCGCAGGAGGAGAGCGAGAGCACCGUGUGGGGUCCUGAGCCUGCAGAAAGGAGCCGCCUAAUGUCAAAGGCAGGAACCCACCAUCCUCCGUCCACUUGGCCUAAGUGUGCAAGCAGGAAAAAUACAGGGAGGGACACACGGGCCUCAGCCACGUUCUACCUACAUCCCUUGGGAGUGACCUGGGUGCUCCCCCCGAACACCCCGCUGGAGACACUUCACCGAAGGUGGGACAGUGGCAUCCUGGCUGGCACACGGCAGCCCUAGUGGGACAGGUGGCGGAGGCCCCACAGCGCUACCUCUCGUUCACUCUGCCCUCGGGCCUGCCCUCCCCUGCUCCGGCUUCUCCCUGCAGGGCUCGGGAGAUGGAGCUCUGUCUGUCGGUCCGGCACCAGCUUGUCAUGGGUCCCGAGCCCUGCGGCCCAUGGCCCCGUCCCCAGGAACCCUCUCUCAAUGGCACCAAAUUCGUCCAGAUUACAUCCGCUCCAGUCACAACCAGAUUAAACUGCUUGAUGGGCACGGUUUGUGUUUUUUUUUUUUUUUAAAGAUUUUGUAUUUAAGCAGUCU